AUGAAGGGCCUCAGCUUGAUUGCUUUGGCAUCCGCCGUCAUGGCCGCAGUCGGAGCAACCAAGACCACCCUCAGCUCGGUUGAAUCUACCACCUCCGCCUGCUCACUCGUCACUUCCACUGCGUAUGGAAUCAACACGAAGCUUGAAAACCCAACCAAGUGGCUCGCGUCAAUCAACCGCAAGUAUUAUCGAGGCCAGCACUCUUGGUCAGACUCGAUUCCCAUCUUCACGGCUACUAUUGAACACGCCGGAUCAAUGGUGCCUGCCAUCGGAUAUGUCGCCUCGGGAAUCUUGGAGAUCGAGGGAUACAAGGUCACCACCUCCGUCGUCACGGCGACAGCUUGUGGCACCACCCAGCCUUCCGCAGACCCGGACAGCAUCUGUCACCUGUCCAACAACGACGGGAACUGCGAGGGAGACGGAGUUAAUCCGGGAAGAUACGAGUGUGUCGCCCACAAUGAUCACUGGCACUGUCCCGUGGGCAUUGAUCCACCAUCCGAUCAUCCUGGUCGACCAGGUCGCUUCACUUCCCAGAACGACGGGAACACGUCCUGCUUCGCCACGGUGACCGCAAGCGUCUUGCUUGGUAUCACCGUAGUGGCCGUGAUGUGUAUGUAA
This is a messenger RNA of Clonostachys byssicola, 618 nucleotides long. The record is from the annotation of a GenBank genome assembly. NCBI's taxonomy places the organism in Eukaryota, Fungi, Ascomycota, Sordariomycetes, Hypocreales, Bionectriaceae.